Messenger RNA from Megalobrama amblycephala (Wuchang bream), 1869 nucleotides. RefSeq lists its product as uncharacterized. NCBI's taxonomy places the organism in Eukaryota, Metazoa, Chordata, Actinopteri, Cypriniformes, Xenocyprididae. The coding region runs from base 68 to 1012 and encodes 314 amino acids. The transcript has 9 exons. The record is from RefSeq and is a predicted model, not a curated record.
ACUCUCUUCACAGACUGCUGCAGAUAAGUGCUGAAUUGUGAAGGUCUUCUGUGAGAUUGAUACAUUGAUGAAUUCCAGGAUGGCCAUCAGUGUGAUUUUGUUUCUAACACUUACUGGGCUGUGCGUCACUGAUUCCAAAGAGAAUCUUGCUCUUCAUGCCAAGGUUGUGCAGUCCUCCACAUACAACCCACAGGGAGUUGCUCAACAUGCAGUAGAUGGAAACAGAAACUCAGAUGCCAAUAAGGGCUCAUGCACUCACACUAAUCCUGAGUUUAAUCCAUGGUGGAGAGUUGACCUUGGAAAUGUAUACAGUGUAAGCAACAUUACCAUCACUAAUCGUCAAGACUGUUGCAAAGAGCGGCUUAAAGGAGCUCAGAUUCGUAUUGGUAACAGUCUGGACAACAACGGAAACAACAAUGCACUGGUUGCAACUGUUCUCACUGUUCUUGGUGGCACAGAAACAUUUUCAUUUGAGCCUGUUAAUGGCCGAUAUGUCAACAUUUUUUUACCUGGGAACAAUGAAAUCCUUACUCUGUGUGAAGUCGAGGUGUUUGCAGAUAAGUACACACCACCGCACAUUUGUAAUCCAAGGAAUCUUGCUCUUGGAGCCACAGCUGUCCAGUCUACCACAUACCCUCAAUCAGGACCCCAAAAUGCUGUUGAUGGCAACAGGAAUUCAAUUUUCAGUCGACUAUCAUGCAGUGCAACUAAUGCAGACAGGAACCCCUGGUGGAGAGUUGACUUAUUGGAAGUCUACAAGAUAACCAGAGUUAGCAUUACUAAUCGUGGAGAUUGUUGUCCAGAGAGAAUAAAUGGUGCUCAGAUCCGUAUCGGCAACAGCCUGGAAAAUAAUGGCAACAAUAAUCAGCUGGCUGCGACUGUUGUGUCCAUCCCACUUGGAGAGACACAGACAAUUGAGUUUAAGCCUGUUAGGGGGCGAUAUGUCAACAUUUUUAUACCUGGUCGCAAUGAAUAUCUCACACUGUGUGAGGUUGAGGUGUUUUCAGAUUAAGUGGAAUGAGAUGAUGUUACACCACAGUCAACUGAUCCUUUAAGCAAAAUACCAAAAUACCGUGUUCUGAGAAAUACUAUUACACUUUUUUCAUUGCUUUUAUUUUACCAAUGUACCGCUUAUCCUUAAGAUAAAAGAUAAUUUUCAGUGCACAUUCAGUAAAGGUUUGAAAUGGUUUUUAAAAUUCACCUGAUUCUUAACCCCAGUUUGAUCCAGGGGGGUAUGCAUUUACCCAGCUUUGUUUAUCUUUGUUUCUCUUUCCUACAUUAAUAAAUUACUUAAGCAUUGCAUGUUGUAUUUCAUGUUUCUGGCUCAUUUGGAUACUUACAAUGAGGAGGAGGUUUAGUGUUAUAUAGUUACCCAUCUAGAGUUGAGGAGCAGGUAACAAAGUAAAGAAGAAUUACAUUUUUCAAAAAACUAAAAAUAAAAAAAGAUGACAUUGAGAGAACGAGAGAACGAGUCAAACCCUCUUUCCCAGAAUCAACAACACAACCAUCAAUUCAACCAGUAUUAACUUUUAAUUUUCUGUUAUGAAGAGUAAAAAAAAAUGCACAAAAGUAAAACAACAAUCAUAACAGAAAUAUCAUUAUAAACAAUAAUAAUAAUGAAAAUAGGGGUGAAAGCUUCAGGUGAGAGCCUUGCCAAAAUAACAAACAAAAAAAUGAACUAAUCCAGAAAUCUCUCUAAAUUAACUGGAGAAAAUGAAUCCAGAAAAAUAAUUUACAUAACACUUCCCUCUCUCCCAGUUUAACCAUAAACAGGAGAAAUCAGGAUUGCAAACAAAAAUUGCACCCUCCAUCUACAUUCCCCAAAACAAGAAAGAAAUAAAGAUGCAGAAGAAACAACCUAUUUACAAC